AUGUUGAGAAGUAUUGCAGCACAAGACAAAACAUGUUUAUCUUAUGCUGGAAAAUUAUUUGAUUUAUCAUACGUUUUACCAAACCUUAUUGCUAUGGCAUUUCCUGCCACUGGAUUUUCUCAACAAUGGAGAAAUUCUCGAAAUGACGUUGCAGAAUUUUUAAAGAAGAACCAUCCAAAUCACUAUAAAAUUUGGAAUUUAACAGAAGAACAAUAUGACGCAACACCAUUUGAUAACAACGUAGUACAUUGUGGAUUUCUUGAUCAUCACCCACCAAAAUUUAAUUUCUUACUUCAAAUAGUUAAUGAAAUUGUCAAUUAUUUAAAUGAAGACCAAAUGAACACUGCUGUUAUCCAUUGUCGAGCUGGAAGAGGAAGAACAGGAAUUGUAGUAUGUUCAGUUUUAUUGGCAUUAGGAAAAGCAAAAAAUACAGAAGAGUCAUUAUACCUUUUUGGAGAAAGAAGGUCAAAAAAGAAAAGAGGAGUAACAGCUCCCUGUCAAGUAAGGUAUGUGUAUUAUUUUGAUUGUUAUCAUCGUACAUUUAGUGAAUAUGUACCUAUCCCACAAUAUAUGAUGAGAAUUGUUUCAAUACAAACAUUUGGAUUUCAAAUAGGAGUUUCUGGAUAUGAAGAUGCAGCUCCAAUAUUUUAUUUUAAUCCAUUAAGUCAUCAUAAUGAACAUCCACCGAUGUUAUAUAUACAACAAAAGUUAAACGAAAUAGAUGGAAAAUAUACAACAAUUUUUCCUAAGAAUUAUAUGUCAGGAGAUAUUAUUAUUAUGGUUUGUUUUAUGUCAAAAGGAAAGAUUAAUAUUAUUGGAAGAUUAAUGAUUAAUACUUUCUUUUGGGAAAAUGAUGUAAAAUAUGAAUAUAGUUUAAAACAAAUGCAAGACGCAAAUGAAGGAAAAAAUAAAAAUUCAUUUAAAUUACCUGACAAUUAUAAAAUUAUUAUUCAAACUGAAAGUAUUAAAAAUAAUAAAGAAAAUGAAUUAUUACAUGAUAAAAUUAUUCAUUCAUUUGAUAUACUUAAUACUAUUGACUCGAUUGUAACAAGAGCUUCUAUGAAUAAACAAACAACACCACAAUUAAUAACAUCACCAGUACCAUCAUAUCCAGUACCACCAUCAUUGGAUAUGACAUUUUUAUAA
Entamoeba dispar SAW760 is the source of this 1146-nucleotide messenger RNA. RefSeq names its product phosphatase, putative. Gene Ontology annotation, biological process: dephosphorylation. The record is from RefSeq and is a predicted model, not a curated record. Gene Ontology annotation, molecular function: phosphoprotein phosphatase activity; phosphatidylinositol-3,4,5-trisphosphate 3-phosphatase activity. Bases 1 to 1146 code for a protein of 381 amino acids. The transcript has 2 exons. Lineage: Eukaryota; Evosea; Mastigamoebida; Endamoebidae. Gene Ontology annotation, cellular component: cytosol.